AUGAGUGAUCGAAACACUGAAUAUGUUCUUGUACGAAAUCCAAAACCAAAAAAAACAAGACAGUAUUAUUAUGAUGACGAUCCUAAUGAUGAUGAUGAUGAUGAUAAUGAUUCACAAAUAUAUGGUCGAUUAGUUUCAAUAAAACCACGUAGAGAACAACGUAUUAAAUAUAUUUCAAAUGAUGAAAAUGAUUACGAUUAUCGAAGUCGAAUACGUGAUCCUAAAAUACGAACACGAAAAAAAACAAAUGGUAAUCAAAUUAUAAUUGAUGACGAUGAUAGUAUAAUAAAAAUAAUACGUAAUAGUCGUACACCUUCUCCAUUACCUAUUGAACAUCGACGAUUGAGAUCCCGUCCUCGUGAAUCUCAGCCAAUCUUUUAUGAAAUAUCUUCUGAUCGUUUAGCUUCACGUCCAUUAAAGAAAAAUACUUUACGAACAAAAAAAACUCAGGUUGUUUAUGCUGAUGAUGAACCAAUAAGAGUUAUUAAGAAAGUUAUUAUUGAUCCUCGAACAGGUGAUCGUGAAACAAUUUAUGAAAACGAUAAACCUAAAAAACAACAAAAAUAUUAUAUGCAACAACGUCCAGCUGAAAUAUUAAUAGAUUCUGAUGACGACGAUGAACAACAAAAAACACAAUAUGUCAAAUUAUCAAAACGUCGAACUGUUUCAACAGAAGUAUUGCCAAGACGUGAACCAUCGCCAAGAUAUAUUAUGAUUAAAAAAGGAGUUGAUCCCGAACCUGUUUAUGUUUCAACAUCAAAAAUGCCAUCAAUAAAAACCAAUCGUCGAGUUGUAUAUGAAGUACCAGCUAAAAAAUCAUUAACAACUUAUGUAUAUUCAUCCGAUGGAAAAUAUUAUAAAUAA
This is a messenger RNA of Rotaria sp. Silwood2, 864 nucleotides long. The record is from the annotation of a GenBank genome assembly. NCBI's taxonomy places the organism in Eukaryota, Metazoa, Rotifera, Eurotatoria, Philodinida, Philodinidae.